Vanderwaltozyma polyspora DSM 70294 is the source of this 282-nucleotide messenger RNA. Its product is annotated as non-histone chromosomal protein 6. The record is from RefSeq and is a predicted model, not a curated record. The transcript has a single exon. The coding region runs from base 1 to 282 and encodes 93 amino acids. NCBI's taxonomy places the organism in Eukaryota, Fungi, Ascomycota, Saccharomycetes, Saccharomycetales, Saccharomycetaceae.
AUGGCCGCCCCAAGAGAAUCUAAGAAGAAAACUACCAGAAGAAAGAAGGACCCAAAUGCUCCAAAGAGAGCCUUAUCUGCUUAUAUGUUCUUCGCAAACGAAACUAGAGAUAUCGUAAAAGCUGAAAACCCAGACGUCUCUUUCGGUCAAGUCGGUAGAAUAUUAGGUGAAAAAUGGAAGGCUAUGACUGAUGAAGACAAGCAACCUUUCGACGCUAAAGCUGAAGCUGAUAAGAAAAGAUAUGAAUCUGAAAAAGAAUUAUAUAAUGCUACCCGUGCUUAA